AUGUCCACCGACGCUUCAAUUCCUACCUAUGCCAAGGUGCAUUCAUUGAAUCAGUGGAUCACCUACUUUCACCCUACGACUGGAAUAUUCAGGUCACCUUCCGACAAAGGAGAAUCCAUCGAACACCUCGAUAUUGACUUGAGAUAUGUCGAACACGAUUAUCACCUUUCUCAAAAUGUCAGAAAUGGUGAAGAGCUCAUUGGCGAUAUCAAUCUACCUAGAGUCGUAGUCUUGACUAUGAGAGGAGGAGAAUACGUCCAAGACGAUGAAAGUAGAAUGGAAUCUUUAGCAGAGGUCUUAGCUGCCAUCAAUCCCGUUGAAGUUCAAUGGGUCAACGCAGCGACUGAUCCUUCUGAGCAAUUAACGUUCGCGACUCACAUCGUUCAUCCUGCCGUCAUUGCAGCUGGUGAACUAUGGUCCAGAAAUGGUUCAUUGCGUAAACUCGUUGUCCAAGGUGGAUUCCCGGUACCCAACUUGACUGCACCAACCCCAUUCUCCCUUACUCCAGCUGCUACACCUUGUCCUUCCCCAGGUCCUACGAGAAGUACUUUUGGAAUUGGAAGUUUGGCAAUGUCCCAUCCUGGUUUCGCGGGUAACUCUCUAUCUUCCGGUUUGCCUGCUUUGAGUACUACCAAGCCCAAGCACGUCGAUGAAGAACGAAUCAAAGCUAGAAUGGAGAGACAAAGACUGGCUGAGUAUUCAUUAAAACCAAGAUUCGAAUAUGCCUUUGGUGGUUGGACCGUUCAAGAACUGAGAUGGAGACUCGAUGGACGAUACACUCCCGCGUGUAAACUAUCCAUUAUCACUCAUCUUUUCCGAGCAUUCGGUAGUUCUUUCCCUUCAUCUUCAAGAAAAUUCGACAUCGAUCUUCCAGAUAUGAUGGUAUUCACUUCUGUUCCAAAAGGUAUCAUCGACAACCUCUCUUCUCUUCCCGAUAAACUCGAACUUGACUCAGAAGUCAAACGAUAUCUUCAAGAUGUCAUGUUCAUUUCGAUUGAUAAAACCCAUUGUUCCGUUGCUCGAAUCUGGGAAGGUGAUAAUGACAUCGAAGAUGAUAGGGAAAGACAAGGUAGAAGAAUCAAAGCCGAGUUGUCAUUAGUUCAAAAUAACCAAACCGAUUUCCAACUUGUUUCCCUUGCUGAACUGACAGCUACCAAACAACCCAUCCUGAAGAUCGAGUCUUCUCCUGCUGUCUCCGAUACUUCAGUGUUACCUGGUGAGACUGAAGCUCCGACCGACGAUGAGAAUGAAGCUAUCACACCUGAGAUCGGAUCUAGUCCACUUGUUGAACCUAGUGAUAUAGUAGCUAGAGAAAACUCAAAAGGUGAAAAGGUUGGUAAUCCUUCUCUCAACGGAUCGAUGAUUUUUUAA
Kwoniella shivajii is the source of this 1371-nucleotide messenger RNA. RefSeq lists its product as uncharacterized. NCBI's taxonomy places the organism in Eukaryota, Fungi, Basidiomycota, Tremellomycetes, Tremellales, Cryptococcaceae. Bases 1 to 1371 code for a protein of 456 amino acids. The record is from RefSeq and is a predicted model, not a curated record. The transcript has 4 exons.